Molecule: messenger RNA, 2391 nt
Organism: Exophiala mesophila
Lineage: Eukaryota; Fungi; Ascomycota; Eurotiomycetes; Chaetothyriales; Herpotrichiellaceae
Exons: 2
Coding region: 328-1578 (416 amino acids)
Biological process (GO): proteasome-mediated ubiquitin-dependent protein catabolic process; protein catabolic process in the vacuole; protein targeting to vacuole
Cellular component (GO): extrinsic component of membrane; GID complex
Source: RefSeq, a predicted model, not a curated record
GAGGGCCAUACCCAUAUCCACGCAUGUAAUCGACCCAGUCUUUGCCAGUCCUUGAGGUCUUGGUGUGUCUGUCGCGCCAUCAUCUCCAGUCGAGUCUUUCCAACUAUCCCCUUCUCUUAUCUUCUUUCUCAACCGACAUCAUCGACGACUCUACCGCCGCUCUCCCAGUCAGCCCUUGUUGACUGCAGUCGUCUGAGUCGCUUCUACUUUUCUCUGCCGGAGAUUCUCCGCCUUCCGAGAUUUCCACCUUGCGACUCGACCCUGCUCACCCCAUCUCCACUGGCCUCCAACCUUCCAUAUGAUAGUCCUCUGGCCCACUGAAUUUCAAUGCCAACUCAUGCAUCAAAUGCAUCAGACAGUGCCCAACCUGAGGCCAGUUUAAUUCGACCGAGCGCCUCCUGCCCGCUUCCCACUCCUCCGUCAGACGACCAUGGCAUCGCCCCGCUAAUCGAUGGCAUCAUCCAAGACGAGCCAUGCAGCAACAAUGAAGCUCCUUCGGUUGGUGUGAGCGGUGAUAAUACAGCUGCGGGAAUGUCGCAUUUACAAGAAGAAACCAUGUACAUGUCGCUGCAGUCCACCCAUGACACAAUGCGUACAAACCCUCGAGACCAAGAUCUUGACCUUAAUCUGGUCGGCGCAAGCUCGAGGGAUUUGGCGGACGAUCUGAACAACAAAUCAGUUGAACAAGAAGUGCUCAACUCAGAUGUGCUUAACUCGCGAGCAGAAUUCUAUGUCCCUGUCACAGCAGGCGACCAAUGGCGGAUGGAGCAAGGGCUUAGGUCCGAUCCGGUGGCCACCGCCGACAAGUCACCAACAACUUCCAACUCUUCAAGUCCUGCAUCGUCUGUGCAAGAUCGGAAACGAGGUUUCUGUGGCACACCAAGUAGUCCAGGACUACCGAGAAUUGACCAAGAGUUGAACUGGUCCGCCGAUCAAGGACAUGAGAAUUUCUCCCACCGGUGUCUGCGUCCGCAGUAUCCUUCAGCAACUUUCCAACCUUACUCUGUGUUCAAAGGGACGCAACAAUCAGACAGACAGACCUACAAUGUCGAAGUGACUAUUCUCACCGUGGAUAUUGAGCAGGCCAGCAUGUCUGGAUAUCUACAAAUUUGUGGCUUGACACCGGAUCAUCCCACUUUGACCACUUUUUUCACCGGCGAGAUCAUCGGCGGCCCAGAUCAACGUUACACUUUUCGAACGGGCGACCCGUCUUGGGGAGCCAGCGAUAAGACUGAUCUCACCCACUGGGCUCGGUUUCCCGCAUGGCGCCCACUCAGCCUCCAAGCGAAGCGAAACAUCAACUUUGCGUAUCCCACGAACCACGAGGAUUGGUGGCAGCAAGAACACAUUUUCAUGAGAUGGAAGGAACACUUCCUGGUUCCUGACUACAAACUCAAGAGCAUCCAAGGAGCGAGCUUCGAGGGGUUUUAUUACAUCUGCUUUAAUCAAGUCGAGGGACGAGUGAGUGGAAUUUAUUUCCAUUCCAAGAGCGAAAGGUAUCAACAACUGGAAUUGAAGCACGAAGGCAAGCAAGGCGUUUGGGGCAGAGGGGUCUGUCCAGCAGUCGAGUUUCGCUAAUAGGCGGCGAUUGCGUUUGACGGAUCAAGGUUUGUAAUCAUGUAUGUUGAAAUCUAUGUGUAUACGAAUUUGAACGGAAAGGUUUUUUGUUUUUUGAUCCUCCGUGGGCUGCCGUUUGUAAACUGUCGACUCUCCCUUUACGUCAAUGGAAUAAUCCUAAUUGACCCUCGAAGAGCUUUGCGAUAGAUUGUUGCAGGUGGACACGUGAUACAUCCAAAAGGUCACGAGUCUUCUCGAGUUUAGAACUAAAAGUCCUUGGGCAAACUACAGAUUUGUUGAAGAUAAGCAGACACAGAUUUUAGUUAGAGGUUGAGCCCUUGUCGGUCUGUUGGCGCUAACAAGUCACCAUCUCUGACAUGUCGAACGCUCAUGGGUGUAGUGGGAUGGAGAUGGGCAGAACUUGUUUAUCAAAAGUAUCAGGUGAUCAGGUGUCGAGUGGGGAGUCUAUAUGGAUGCCAUUGGUUGUUGUCAUUAUUGACAAAGUCAUAAGGAUCGAAUUGACCUGCACAUGCAUUCUCGCGUGGGAAAGCAUUGAUAGAAUCUUGCGUCUGACAGGUCACAGGCACAGAUGACAACGACCGCACCUCGCCAGCGUGGCUAGGGCACAGAUCGGUGGGCUCUUCCAAAGUCACUUGCAGAAGACGAAGCUUUGCUUGGAAUGAUACAGCGACAGGCCAACUCGACUUUUGUUCUUGUCGACGACCCUGAGUGGCAACAAUUGCCAUGCGUCUCUAAAGUCUGGAUGGAGUCGAAUGGACCUAAUAAUAAUAAAAUUGGAGCUGGUGGUUCGAAAUAUGGGGUUGGAGUCUGGAG